CCGUCUAGAGCGAGAAGGACAAGAUCCUGGAAAAUCUCGAAGCAGCGAGCAGAGCACACAGACAAAAGAGAGGGAAUUUUGAUUGUCGCCGCCAAUGGCCGGGAAAGGUGGAGCAACUCCGAGCACGUACUCGCCGUCUCCGACGACCCAGAAGACUAAAUCACUAAGCUUUGGAAACGACGAAGUUCUCCGACCCGAUGACCGUGAAUGGCACCAAUGCAGACCUGCCUUUUUCCAGAUUGGUGUUGUAGCUGCUGCUGCCGGAUCUGCUUAUGCAGAUUUUGGAAGCACCAAGGUCAUUGUUUCUGUAUUUGGGCCAAGAGAGAGUGAGAAGGCAAUGAUGUACAGUGAUAUAGGACGUUUAAAUUGCACUGUCAGCUAUACAACUUUUGCUACCCCAGUUCGCGGACAGGGGUUGGACCACAAAGAGUUUUCUUCAAUGCUUCAUAAAGCUUUGGAGGGUGCAAUAAUAUCGGAAACUUUCCCCAAGACUACUGUGGAUGUUUUUGCAUUGGUGUUGGAAUCUGGGGGCAGUGAUCUUCCUGUAGUGAUAUCAUGUGCUAGCCUUGCCCUAGCAGAUGCAGGGAUAAUGAUGUAUGACCUUGUUACUUCAGUUUCAGUGUCUUGUUUGGGAAAGAACCUUGUCCUUGAUCCUACUUUGGAGGAGGAAAGCCACCAAGAUGGAAGCUUAAUACUUACUUGUAUGCCUUCUCGCGACGAGGUCACUCAACUAACCAUUACUGGGGAAUGGUCUACCCCAAAAAUUAAUGAGGGAGUGAAGAUUUGUACGGAUGCCUGCUCAAAGUUUUCACAGAUCAUGAAGUCAUGCUUGAAAGGACUUGAUUCUGCUUUGGAAGAAGAGGAUAGUAAUGUUGAUUAGUUAUUAUCAUUACUUUAUCUCAUAUGAAUCAAAUUUUGACUAUAUAGGAGAAAGAUUUAACCCUGAGUUAUCUGAGAGCUUUUUGUUAGUGUGGGGCCAGAUUUUUCUUUUAUAUUACUUCAUCUAGUCUUAAAUUUAGUUGUUUUUCUAACUUUGAUUGGCAGUCCAUGGUACAUCACCGCAUAUUGCAGCACUUCCUGAUUUGAUUAGGCCCCUCCUUUUAUAACUGCACAAUGACAUCGUAUAGGAUCCUCUUCUUUGGCCAUCCUUUGUCUUUCUCCCAUAUUACUGUUGUGUACUGAAAUGUUAUUAUCUA
Messenger RNA from Prunus mume (Japanese apricot), 1196 nucleotides. Its product is annotated as exosome complex component RRP41-like. Gene Ontology annotation, cellular component: cytoplasmic exosome (RNase complex); nucleolus; nuclear exosome (RNase complex). The record is from RefSeq and is a predicted model, not a curated record. Gene Ontology annotation, biological process: U4 snRNA 3'-end processing; poly(A)-dependent snoRNA 3'-end processing; rRNA catabolic process. Lineage: Eukaryota; Viridiplantae; Streptophyta; Magnoliopsida; Rosales; Rosaceae. Gene Ontology annotation, molecular function: RNA binding.